GCGUUUGUACGCGUGACCUUCACAUCAAGAGCACAGACUAAAUCCUCUAUGAUGGAAACUCUAACUAACGAUUACUAUGCCUUUUCCAACCCACUUACCAUUCCAGGCUGUAAACAACCGGCUAGCUUUUACUUUAGGUUCCACAUAGAGAAACCAAUCGUUCGCUCACACAGUCCACAGAGAAUCAGAAGAUGGCUACCCGCCACAUUCAGAAAAGUACAACCGCCAAAUCCAGAUGAAAUAACUUUUAACGAUGCAAUUGAAGAACUUCAGAAGCAAAGACUGUGGACAACAUCUGCACAACAAGCUGUCAGGGAUGCAACUUGUAUAAUCACUAGGGAACAUACACUUGCCAAUGAAACUCUAACUGAAGAACACAAGCCGCUAGAAAUUGCUACAAUAGUCUGUCAACAUGAGACAGAUGAUAGCAACAGUGAGACUGAAAAUGACCCAGAGGAGAAUAAAGAGGACGAAGAAAAACAAGAAGAACUAACGUCAUCAAAUAAUGUACAAGAUACAGUUAGGGAAGAACAGCCGGCAGUGAGUGCUGCUCAUGCAAUUAUCAAGGAGGCUGUAAAACCAACUAAGAAAGAAUUAUACACAAGGCAUAUUCCAGGCUAUGCUGGUCACAUACCAAGAUACCCUCAGCCUGACAGGAGGCCAAUAACAGACAUAGAUUUCAUGGCACAGUCGAUCUGUAGCAUUUCCCGAUACACUUAUAGGAAAUAUCCACCUCUGGAAUACUGUAACUUUAAACUUCACAGUAGCAAGGCAGGACCACUUACUCAAUCAGUCACUCUAACUUAUCCACACAAUCCAUUCAAAAAAAUACAAAAAUCACUAAGAUGAACAAUUUAAGAAGACAAAGGGAAUAAUUAUUAUUUUUUAGUUUACAUUAUAUGUCAGUACAGUUAGUUCUAUGAACAUACAUGUAGUUAUCUAUUUAUGGUUAUUAUGGUUAUAAAAUUCUUCAUCUGACCACACUCUAUACCAAA
This is a messenger RNA of Amphimedon queenslandica, 995 nucleotides long. RefSeq lists its product as uncharacterized. Lineage: Eukaryota; Metazoa; Porifera; Demospongiae; Haplosclerida; Niphatidae. The record is from RefSeq and is a predicted model, not a curated record. Bases 49 to 849 code for a protein of 266 amino acids. The transcript has 4 exons.